GUUCAUAUCAGUAUGACCUACAAUUUUCGCGGGGUCGUUAUCGACAAUGGGUCCGGUACGUGCAAGGCAGGAUUCGUCGGACAGCACAGUCCCAGUACGAUAUUUUCGACCGUUGUCGGUCAUCCUCGUCAACUUGAACGAUGGAGUGAAAGAGGAUUGAAAGAUACGUACAUAGGAAAUGAGGUGAUAAACAAGCGCGAUUUUCUGACUCUCGGCUACCCGGUCGAACGCGGAUUUAUAACGAACUGGGACACAAUGGAAAAAGUCUGGCACCACACGUUCUACAACGGAUUGCGUGUUGACCCCGAAGAAUACUCCGUUCUUCUCUCCGAAGUUCCGCUGAAUCCCAAAGAGAAUAAAGAAAAAAUGGCUCAAAUCAUGUUCGAAACAUUCAAAGUGCCGUCUAUUUUCGUCGCUAUGCAAGCGGUUCUCGCGAUGUACUCGACAGGUUACACGACGGGUGUCGUUCUCGACUCCGGUCAUGGUGUUUCUCACACGGUCCCCGUCUUCCACGGUUUCCCUCUCAACCACGCCAUCAAGCGUCUCGACGUCGGCGGCCGGGAUUUGACGGAGCACCUCAUGAAGAUGCUCAACGAGCGUGGCGACGCAUUCAUGACCGAAUCAACAAGAAAAGACGCGAUAAAAAUAAAGGAAACGCUAACCUACGUUGCGCUCCACUUCACAACCGAAAUGGAUAAUUCACUAAACGAUCCAUCACUAGAAAAACAGUACGAACUGCCAGACGGACAAAUAAUCACGCUUGGCACUGAGCGUUUCCGCUGUUCGGAAGGUCUCUUUAAUCCCAGUUUGACUGGAGUGGAGGCACCAGGAAUUCAGUCGGCUAUGUUUGACUCGGUCCAGAAGUGUGACGUCGAUAUGAGGCGUGAUAUGUACGGGAACAUUCUGUUGUCUGGAGGCAGCACUAUGUUUCCCGGAUUUUCUGACCGACUACGCGUCGAACUGUUAGAGAAAGUACCGCCAUCGUUGCAAAUCAAUAUAAAAGCGCCUACAGAGCGCAACCACAGUGUCUGGAUUGGUGGCUCCGUUCUAGCCUCACUUGAAGAAUUUCGUGACAUGUUUAUAGCUAAGAGUGAGUAUGACGAGACAGGUCCAUGCGUGGUUCACUCAAAAUGCUUCAUCUAACGUCAUAACUCCUCGGUAGGAAUUAACACGAGCAAAUUAAAUUAAUUUUGGUUUAGCUAACUGGUGACUGUUGCGGGUGUUACAUUGAGCACUGCAUGCGCGCUACAAAUCAAUUCUAGAAUCUAAUUUUGAGCAGUUUCUCAUCAAUUAAACAAGUGAAACAACG
Molecule: messenger RNA, 1309 nt
Organism: Corticium candelabrum
Lineage: Eukaryota; Metazoa; Porifera; Homoscleromorpha; Homosclerophorida; Plakinidae
Product: actin, clone 302-like
Exons: 3
Coding region: 13-1143 (376 amino acids)
Source: RefSeq, a predicted model, not a curated record